This is a messenger RNA of Paramacrobiotus metropolitanus, 2176 nucleotides long. RefSeq names its product chondroadherin-like. Gene Ontology annotation, molecular function: protein binding. Lineage: Eukaryota; Metazoa; Tardigrada; Eutardigrada; Parachela; Macrobiotidae. Bases 389 to 1285 code for a protein of 298 amino acids. The transcript is spliced from 2 exons. The record is from RefSeq and is a predicted model, not a curated record.
CGCACCGCACCUGUGUUGUUAUCGUUCGUGUUGCGUAUUUUCUGGAUGAAUGGUCUUGCAUGUCCGGCUUUUGCCGGCGAUAAAAGGGCGCCAGCUUCGGUGGUGACGACAGAAGUCAAAUAACGCGUGCAUCAUAAGCAUACAAUACGUACUUGUGUAUUGUGUCGGGAUAUUUGUGUAUUUUCCACUUUUCUGACCGAGCGUUACCUACAUACGCUAUGUAUUCGCUGCAACUCGUAAUUUAGGCAUUUUCCCCCGUUUUUCUAAUUUAAUCCCACAGCCGAAUACGAAGCUCCAACUUAAAAUUUCACUAUCCAGUAACAACCAGCCGUGAAAGAUUAAUCUAAUUUCCAGCCGGUGUUUUUCUAAUUGUUUAUAAUCGCGUUUAAUGUGGAACUGGUCCUGUUCACACGAUGAGAACUUUUCACUUGAGUUUCUUAGCCUUUUUUUGCGCGCUUUGCGGGGCCGUAACGGCAUUAUGGCAUUAUGCCCCAGUGUGUGCGUCUGUGAUUUCGAUGAAUGCGGCCGGAAACGGGUGCGCUGCGAGCAGGGCGGUGUCCGCAUUCCCGGCACCCUGGACAUCCAGAAUCUGGACAACGAUGUGGAAGUACUGGUCGUCUCGGGAUCUCCAGAGAAUCCCAACAUUAUUAAUCUGGAGCCGAGCAUGUUUUUGAACAAGCGCUUCAAGGAAAUCCAUCUGACGCAUUCGGAUCUGGAGCGCAUGUCAUCCUCGCCGUUUCACUACGUGUCCAACACGCUGCAGGUGCUGAAUUUAACGCACAAUCGGCUGAGUUUUGCCGUGGAGCAGAAUUUUCGCAAUCUGACCCGGCUGACGCAUCUCCAUCUGGAUUAUAACCGCAUCGAGCCGGUGUUUUCCGCCAUGUUCAACUUCCUCAGUUCCUUAAAGGUGCUGACCAUGUCGCACAACUUAAUCCGCGAAAUCCCGCCCCGUAUGGCCUUAAAGUUGGCCUCUCUCGAGGUGCUGGAUUUAAGCUCGAACCCCCUAGGCGAACGCCAACCGGACGCCCUCAACGACAACCGGCAACCGAUUCCCGACACUAUAUUCCAAGACUUCCAGUUUGCGGGUGCUGCGUCUGGCCAACACCAGUUUAAACGGACUGCCGUGGUCGGCCAUUGCUCGAUCCGUUCCAUAUUUCCAGGAAGUCGACCUAUCUGGCAAUCUAUUACGCGAAAUCCUUGUCAACCAACUAUCGCUGAAUCGACACCUCCAGGUCGUCAAUCUCGCCGACAACCCCCUGACACGCAUCGCGCCCCUCGGGUUUAGUGGUUUGACGUUGCGGAACCUUGAUUUGAGCGGGAUCAACGCCAGUGUCCUCGUUCCGGGGGUGUUUCAAGGCGCCAGGAUCGAAUUCCUCGAUAUUAGCGGGAUGAAUUUGACCGGUGUGAAUCACGAGGUGUUUCGGCCGAUUUCGCUCGAUGUGAAGGGUCUAACGAUCGGCGGGGACUCGGCGGCGGCUUGGGCCAGCCGGCUGCUGGAGAUUUUCCCGAAUUUGCAGCAGUUGAUGAUGAAACGGAUCGGGAUGUAGUUUGUGAUCACCGGAAUUUUAGCGAAAACAUCAUAAAAUUUUCUUCGGCAGGCUUUUUCCUUCAGUCCGCGAUUUACGUCGCAAUUUUUUAUGCGUCGUGAAGGCCGACCGGUUGGGUUUGCUUCGGUCUGGUUCCAAAUGACACAUUAACACCUUACAAUUAUUCCUGUGAUUCAUUCCUAAUUAUUUCUAAAAUUAUUGUAGGAAAAUAAUCUGUUGUGGAGAAAAGGAAAAUAAAAAGGCGGGGAGCUUAAAAAAUUCCAAAUUAAAUUCGCAUUACGCUGCCGCAUCGAGCGGCUGUAGUUGUUGCAAGCGCCGGAAGUCCUUGAAUUCCCUUAAUUAAUUUAAGGGUUCAGCUUAGCGGUUUGCGUGAAACAUAAAUUAUGUUUGACAGGAAAGUCAUUUGCACAAAAUGAUUCAGGCUAUUGUGCAGAAAAUCGUUCAGUUGCGUUUUAUGUAUCUAAAUGUAUUACAACGGAUCCUCCAGUAUUUUUCGCUGGACCCCCGUAAUAUUUUUCUCGUGACCGGCCACGCUAAGUUUCUGUUACAGAUAAUUAAAUGGACUUGUCAAAAUUAAAAGCACCGCGGCUGCGUAUAAUUGGUAUACUUGAUUAGUAAUAAUAUUUUUG